AUGGGUACAUGCACCUCUUCAAUUAGAAAACAAGCUGCAAAAGGGAAUAAGAAUACAAGAAGAAGGUUAUCAAUAAGCACUAAGAGUGAGUUACCAAAUGACACAGAAGAAAUAAAAAGAAGCAUUCAAGAGUUAAAAGAAAAUGAAGAUAGAUUUAAAGAAUCAUCCGAAAAUGUAACAAUAGUAAGAGAAUCUAUAAUUAAAGAAAAAGAAAAAAAAGUAGAUAAUCAAAAAAGAAAUAUAAAAAAAAGAUCAUCUGUAGCAGGUGUAAGAGCAUCUCAUUUUCAGGAAGAUUUUGAAAAAAAGUGUGUAAAAAUUAAAGGAUCAGUUGAUAGAUUAAAUAAGAAUGGGAUAGGGUAUGUUUGUAGAAAGGGUUUAAAGCCAGAAAGUCCAAAUCAAGAUGAUUUUAUUAUUAUUACAAUGGAUAACUUAGCUUUGUAUGCUAUUUUUGAUGGGCAUGGACCAUAUGGUCAUGAUGUUUCUAAUUAUGUACAAAAAGAAUUACCAUAUAUGAUUAUUAAGAAUGAGAAUUUUUUAAGAAAUCCUAAAGAAGUUUUUACCGAAGCAUUCUUAAAUAUACAUGAAAACUUAGAAAAAACUACUAACGCCUACUUAGAAUCAUUUUCAAAUCAAAACGUCAACAAUGCAUUAAGUUCAGAUAUGUUUAUAAAUAAGCAUGAUGUUUCAUCAAAUGAAGAAGAUGAAGAUGAUGACACUGAUAGUGAUAGCUUUGACUGUGGGAAUAGUGAUGAUGAUGAUUCUGAUAAAAAAAAGAAAAAUGAUGAAAAUUGUAAAAAUGAUAAUGAAAAAGAAAAUGUAAUACAGAAAAAAGAAGCAUUAAAAAAAAAAAAAAAAAAAAAAGAAAUUUUUUUUGAUAGUACAAUGAGUGGUACAACAGCAACAAUAAUAGUUCAUUUAUUUAAAGAAAAAAAAUUAUAUAUAGCUUAUGUAGGAGAUUCAAGAGCUGUAUUGGGAAAAAAGAAAGAUGGAUCAAAUCAAUUGGUUGCUGUUGAAUUAACUAAAGAUCAUAAGCCCAAUUCUAGUGGAGAAAAAAAAAGAAUUUUAAAUUCAGGUGGUCAAGUUAUGAAAUUAGAAGGAGAUAUACCUUAUCGAGUUUUCAUAAAAAAUAAAUUUUAUCCUGGUUUAGCUAUGUCUAGAGCAAUAGGUGAUACAAUUGGUCAUCAAAUAGGUAUAAUUUCAGAACCAGAUUUUUUAGAAGUUAAUAUAAAUGAAGAAGAAGAUAUUUUAGUUUUAAUAUGUAGCGAUGGUGUAUGGGAAUUCAUCUCUUCAGAAGAAGCAAUUAAUUUAAUUUACGAAUUUGGAUAUGAAAAUGUUCAAGAUGCAGUUGAAAACUUAGCAAAAGAAUCAUGGGAUCGUUGGCUAAAUGAGGAAGAAAAUAUUGUUGAUGAUAUAACAAUACAAGCUAUAUAUUUAUCAGAAAAGUCUAAAAAUAAAAAAGAAAAAAUAUAA
This is a messenger RNA of Plasmodium relictum, 1470 nucleotides long. RefSeq names its product protein phosphatase PPM5, putative (gene PPM5). Gene Ontology annotation, biological process: protein dephosphorylation. Gene Ontology annotation, molecular function: protein serine/threonine phosphatase activity; cation binding. The coding region runs from base 1 to 1470 and encodes 489 amino acids. The record is from RefSeq and is a predicted model, not a curated record. Lineage: Eukaryota; Apicomplexa; Aconoidasida; Haemosporida; Plasmodiidae. The transcript has 4 exons.